GGAGAAGUCCGUCGUCUUCAUUGCUUGUAUUAUUUUUCGCUCGGUUGAACGUGUUUGAGAUUUGCUCGGAGGAAUUUUUGUAUGGCCUACUGGGUGGAAUCACUAUUUAACAAAAAGUGACUGUAAAUUAUACAAAACUGUUAAAACGCAGUGCGAUGCAUUUUAGAGGUUGAUUGUAGAAGCAUUAAGAAGAUAAUUCGUGAAUAAACUGAAGAAAUUUGUGUUUAAACUGCGAAGGUAAAAGAUCAACAUAAAACCAGAAAAAAACAGUGAAGAAGAUUUACAAAAUUGGUUUUAAGUGACAAAAUUGUGCUUCUAGAUUUGUGCAAAUGGCUUUUGAUUGGGGUUUGUUAUGCAAACUUUGAAAUGCACUGCUAGUUUUGUUGGAGGUUUUCUAGAAGGUGUAAUUAAUGUUGUUUCCUGCUAAACUGUAGCGAGAAGACACCACCAGUGCAGGAGAAAAUAUUUACGGUGAACACAUACACACAAACAAUUGAUGCGCCGUGACCUGACAGCCGACAGACGGUUUUGUGACUGCGGUCCCCCACAAACUAAUUUAUGCAGUUUUAUGAACGCGCCACCACCACGACCAUUCAAGCAGCACCAACACAGUUCAUUGAGAAAGUGAGGACCGUCCCGUGGGCUUUCGUCGUCGGUUAUUUUGGUGUGUGAUUAGCAGCAGCAGCACCAGUGCAGGAAGUCCCCCGAAAAAUGCCUUUAAAGUGCGCGCUGGAAUGACACCACGUGUGAAAGAGAGGGAGAAAAGGAAGAAAGAGAAGGGAAAAAGUUGAAUGAAUAAAAAACUAACAACAACAACAACAACAGCAGCAGCAGCAAACAAUCAACGGGAGCGCGCGCACCGAAGAAGAGAAGAGAAGAGAAAAGUGAGGUGAAGAGAAGAAAAGUGUGCGCGUGAGAGAGUGAGCAAACAUCCUGGUUCUCGCUCUCUCCCUCUGUUGGUCGCGUUUUUCGUGGGUGAACCCAAAAUAUACAGUGAACGAGCCUCGAAACGAAAAAAAAAAAAACAUUCACAAAACAAGUAACACGCACACACACACAUACACAGUGCUACAAAUUGUGUGUUGUGCAAUAAUAACGGUGCGAUCCGUGGUUACCGUGGUGAAAGAGAGUGUGUUGCCGUGGAACCCCGCAAGUGAAGUGAAGAAGUGAUUUCUGGCGUUGUAGUGCCGUCUCUGCAGUACGGUUCAAUUCAGUUCCUUUUUUAUGAAUAAACACCGUUCCGUACCCCGAUGAGAGAGCAGUGCGUCGGUGUUGGUGGUGUUGGCGGUUCAUGGAGCAACAACGUCGAUUGCACGCUCACCACGUUCCACACGGCCAGUUCAUUCCGACCAGCAGCAGCAGCAGAAGGCGAUUUGUGUGUAUACAUUCGCAGUGCUAGUUAUGGAUUCAAUAUGGCUGACGACACACGCAAAGUCCGUGUUGAGGAACAACUGAAGAUAAAAAUAGGUGAAGCGAAGAACCUGCUCGGUCGCAAUGGCAACAACUGCGGCGGUUCGUCCUCAUCGGGCUCGAAGGAAAACCGGGACGUGUACUGUACGGUCGCGCUGGACCAGGAGGAGAUCUGCCGGACGCCGACGAUCGAGCGGACGCUCAGUCCGUUCUUCGGCGAGGAGUACCAGUUCGAGAUACCGCGCAGCUUUCGGUACCUGUCGGUGUACGUGUGGGAUCGCGACCGGCACCUGAAGCAGGACAAGCCGUACGGCAAGAUCGCCAUCAAGCGGGAAGAUCUGCACCAGUACAACCACAAGGACCACUGGUUUCCGCUGCGGCCCGUCGAUGAGGACUCGGAGGUGCAGGGGAUGGCCCACCUCGAGAUCAGCGUCGACGACGGGGUCGGCAAUCUGAAGCAGGUCCCGGAGUUUGACGACCACUUCCAGGUGAACCACCAGUCGUCCAACAACAGCACCUCGUCCUUUGGCAGCGCCAUCAGCAGCAGCGGCAGCAGUGACACGAAAGAGAACUCCACCUCCUCGUCCCAUCUUCAUCAUCCCCACCUCCAUCAUCAGCACCAGCAUCAGCAUCACCCCCAUCAUCAGCUGCUGGUGAACAACUCUGUGAAUAGUACAAAUUUUAAGUUAAGUUUUCCUUCCAAAAGUGGUAGUGGAAGUGCCGGCAGUGGCACCGGAAGUGGAACGCUUAGGACAAUCUUCGGUGGCAGCGGCAGCGACUUUGGCAAUAACCAGCAGCAACCAUUCCGUAACAUUCUCGACAGCAGCACCGGCAGCAGCUCGGCCCGGAGUUCGCGCAUCUCGAUCAAGCUGACCGAGUGCAUGGACCUGGCCCGCAAAAAUGGCCUCUGUGAUCCGUACGCAAUACUAACUGCUCACUACUCGAAUAAGAAGAAGAUAACGAAACGUACUAAGGUGAGAAAGAAGACCGUCAACCCGGAGUUUGGUGAAACCGUAAGCUUCGAUCUGUGCGUGGACGCGUGCGGCGGAAGUGACUCGAAAAGUGAUAGCAAUAACACGUACACGGUGGUCCCGCUAGGCGGUGCCGACCUCUGUGAAGUGGUGAUAGCAUUCUGGCAUGACAGCCCCGGCAUGGGCGACGAUGUGUUCCUCGGCGAGAUCAAACUCCCGGUGCGGGGGAAGCAGCAGCUGAACGCGGUGCAGCAAAGUGCGUGGUACUACCUUCAACCCCGCACGAGCCACUCGCGGCCAACGCGAACCUGUGCCACCCCACCCGGAACGCGGCUCUCCUCAGACAAUUCCCUCGGCUCGCUGCGGCUCAAGCUCAACUACAACGCCGACCACGUGUUCCCGCUGGCCACCUACGACCAGCUUCUCAACAUUCUCAUCCAGUCGAUCGACCAAAAGCCCAUCACGGCCAGUGCCGUCCACAUCCUCGGCGAAAUCAUCCAGAACAAAACCGAGGUCGCCCAGCCGCUGGUCCGACUGUUCACCUACACCAACCUCAUCGCGCCCAUGAUCAAAGCCCUGGCCGAUCACGAGAUCUCCAAACUGACUGACCCCACCACCAUCUUCCGCGGCAAUACGCUCGUGUCCAAAAUGAUGGACGAAGCGAUGCGCCUGUCCGGCCUGCACUACCUGCACAACACCCUCCGGCCCAUCGUCGAGGAGAUCUUCGCCGAGAAAAAACCCUGCGAGAUCGAUCCGGCCCGCGUCAAGGACAAAAGCAUGAUCGACACCAACCUCGUCAACCUGCAGGAGUACGUGGAAAAGGUGUUCGAAGCCAUCACCAAGAGUGCGGUCAAGUGUCCACCGGUGCUGUGCCAGAUCUUUCACGAUCUGCGCGAGUGUGCGGCCAAGUACUUUCCCCAGAACCGGGAGGUGCGCUACUCGGUCGUGUCCGGGUUCAUCUUUCUGCGGUUCUUCGCGCCGGCCAUCCUCGGCCCGAAGCUGUUCGACCUGACGACGGAACCAGUGGACGAGCAGACGACCCGCACGCUGACGCUCAUCUCGAAGACGAUCCAAUCGCUCGGGAACCUGGUCAGCUCGCGGUCCGCCCAGCAACCGUGCAAGGAGCAGUACACCGGCCAGCUGUACAAGCGGUUCUGCACCGAGAAGCACGUGGACGCGAUCAAGCACUUCCUGGAGGUGAUCUCGACCGUGGGGGCGAACAUUACGGACGGCGAGACGACCAUGCUGGAGCCGGUCAUGCUCAAGGAGGGCGAAUGGAUGAUGACGAAGCGGGCCCAAGGUCGGAAGCGGUUCGGCCGGCGGAACUUCAAGCAGCGCUACUUUCGGCUGACGACCCAAUCGCUCAGCUACGCCAAGGCGAAAGGCAAGCGUCCCAUCUGUGAUAUACCGCUGGCGGAGAUACUGGCCGUGGAGCGACUCACCGAGAGGAGCUUCAAGAUGCAGAACAUCUUCCAGAUUGUGCGGAAAGAGCGGCCCCUCUACGUCCAGACGGCCAACUGCGUCGAGGAGAAGGAAUGGGUCGACCUGCUGAGCAAGAUCUGCCAGAGCAACAAGGCCCGGCUGGAGCACUUCCACCCGUGCGCCUACAUCAACGGCAUGUGGACCUGUUGCAAAGUAACGGACCAGUACGCGACCGGCUGCACCGCCGUCUCACCAAAACCAUUCCAGAUGGAGCUGGCCACCGCCCUGGAUCCAGCGCGCGACCUCCAGCGUCUCCACUCGCUCAUCAUGGUCAACUUUGGCAGCCUCGAGGAGCUCGAUCCGACGCUGAACGCGGCCUGCGACGAUCCGGCCGCCGCCCGCAAAACGAUCAAAAAGCUCAACGAACUGGCCAACGGACUGGAGCGGAUCCACCGCAAGUACAAGACGAUGCUGGCGCGGGAGAUGCGCUACGGAAGCCGCCAGGCCCCGAUCGGGGACGACAACUAUCUGCACACUUCGCGGCUGCUGGCCGGGGCUGGAGCGGGUGCUGGCGGGGGAGGGAAUUUGGCGGCAACGGCCGCCGCGGCAGCUGCCGCGUUCGAGCGGUCGCCGGGACUGUUCCACCGGAACCAUCCGCUGCGCAGCUCCGACAACGAGCGGUUCUCUCAGUGUUAACUAUUACUACUGGCGUUAUGCUUUCUUCUUUCUUUUUAGUUUUUAUUUUUUAACGUGUAGAGUUAAUUUAUUUAUUUCUUUUUUUUGUUUUUCCUUUUUUAAACCGCGACUGCGUUUUUGUGUUAUCGAACAAAUACCGCCAAGUUCUUUUAAAAUUUAAGAAGAUAUUUACUGCGUAACGCACACACACACAAACACACACCGUUUUUGUAUAGUUAGAAUUACAAGCAAAUCGUAAGAAAUCGCCGCAAAAAAAUUGUACAGAACGCAAGACUUGAAACGUGACAAAGAAGAACAAAAUUACUUUCCAAAGCUUUCCGCGGCGACGACGAGGACGACGCACACAAACACACGUUUUAUGUCUUUUUGUACGUAUAUAUUUGUAUAUUAUUAUGUUCGUUAUAAAGCAAGAAAGAGCAAGGUUUUUCUUUUCCCCCACCACCUUCUUCCCCUUCAGACACGAGUCCGGUUGCGACCUCCGGAACCACACAAGCGCUCUCUUUAAGGUUCAAAAUCCGUGGUUUUUUGAAGAAGUCGCGACCGGAAGAACGUGUCGUUUAAGCAUUGCCAGCGCCAACAACAAAUCUUUAAACAAAACAAAACUACGAAACUAUGCAAUCUCAUUCGCGCACCCGUUAACACACCAAGUUCAUGUUGAUAAUACAGUUUAAUACAAAGCAAAAAAAACAAAAAUCUAGUUGUUAGAAGCAAAGGAAAACUCAAAUCCAUCAACUCUACCCUCUUUCACAAUUUAAACAAAAAGCACAGAAAGCACACAGAACAACUUUGUCUAUUAAACAAGGAUUAAAGAAAAACUCCGUAAAUAUAGUUUAUACAAAUAUAUUUAAAUGAAGGAAAAAAACCAACAAACUAACAAGAUCGCGCAAGAAGGAAAAAGAGAAACUGUGGAAGCUUAGGGCAUAAGCGUGCUAGAAAACAAAUUCGCCCCGCCGAUCGAGACUCAAUAUUUGAGUCGACUCGAUACGCGGAAUUCGUUCUUUGUGUGCGUGUGCUUGUUAGUGUAAGUGUGUCAACACUAGGAUCUACACAAACAUCCACCCACAAUACACACACACACACACAGGGAGAGAAAAAAAAUGUUACGAAGUGAAACUGAAUGAUAAAUUAUGUAAAGAUUGGAGAAGGAAACAAAACAGUCCAUCCCAAAAAGAAAACUUUUUUUUUCUUCUAGAAUGCUGAACGAUUUAUAAAUAAAGCAACUAUGCAGAACGAACAAAGUGAAAAAAAA
This is a messenger RNA of Culex quinquefasciatus (southern house mosquito), 5748 nucleotides long. It is a transcript of the gene RasGAP1, whose product is annotated as GTPase-activating protein. Lineage: Eukaryota; Metazoa; Arthropoda; Insecta; Diptera; Culicidae. Bases 1251 to 4499 code for a protein of 1082 amino acids. The record is from RefSeq and is a predicted model, not a curated record. The transcript has 9 exons. Gene Ontology annotation, biological process: regulation of GTPase activity; intracellular signal transduction.